UCUAUUGGCUCUCUUCUAAACCCAUUUUGGCCUAUAAAUACUUACAAUUACUAACUUUCAUUUCACCAUCUUUAUAUACAAUGUUGCACCAAAUCUUCGCCUUCAUUUGCUAUUAGCAUGUUCAAGCAAAUGGCGCAACGCUUCCACGAAAUUCUCAUACUUUUCUUCCUAGCAAUCUUCUCCAAGGCGGCUGCCUUUAACAAGCCUUAUAAUUCUCGGGCAAACCUGUCGCCUCCGGUCGACGGAGCGGCUGCUUAUAGUUAUUGCCUGAGCUGGAGGCUAGCCGUGGAGGCUAACAAUGUGCGUAUGUGGCGGACAGUUCCGGCUCAAUGUUUACGCUACAUUGAGACGUAUAUGACCGGCGGCCAGUAUGAAAGGGACGUUGAGAUGGUUGUAGAACAAAUUUUGAGUUAUGUGAGUGAGAUUGAAUUAUCUGAUGAUGGAAUGGAUGGUUGGAUUCUGGAUGUUGAUGAUACUUGUAUCUCUAAUGUCUUCUACUAUAAAGCGAAAAGAUACGGAUGUGAUCCAUAUGAUCCAGCUGGUUUCAAGGCAUGGGCAAUGAAGGGAGGCUGUCCAGCUAUUCCUGCUAUUCUUCAACUCUUCAGGCACCUGCUUGAUUCUGGCUUUAAGGUCUUCCUUGUCACAGGCAGAGACCAACAAAAUUUUGGUCAAGUGACUACUGAUAAUUUGCGCAUUCAAGGCUUUAAUGGCUACGAACGACUAAUUUUAAGGGGUGUGGAGCACAAAGGACAAGGUGCUAUUGCAUACAAAUCUAGUGUUAGAAAACAAUUAGUAGAAGAAGGUUACAGAAUAUGGGGGAAUGUGGGUGAUCAGUGGAGUGAUCUACAAGGAGAUUUUGUUGGCAACAGAACUUUUAAGCUUCCUAAUCCAAUGUACUUUGUCCCCUGAAUUUACUAAUCUUGUGAUAAACCUGUCAUUGUUUAAGUUAAUAAACAAAAUCAAGCAUGUGAAGCCAUAUUAGUAGUUAAUAAACAAAAUUUGCAGAUUCA
Mercurialis annua (annual mercury) is the source of this 1010-nucleotide messenger RNA. Its product is annotated as acid phosphatase 1. Gene Ontology annotation, molecular function: acid phosphatase activity. The transcript is spliced from 4 exons. The coding region runs from base 118 to 909 and encodes 263 amino acids. NCBI's taxonomy places the organism in Eukaryota, Viridiplantae, Streptophyta, Magnoliopsida, Malpighiales, Euphorbiaceae. The record is from RefSeq and is a predicted model, not a curated record.